This is a messenger RNA of Orbilia oligospora ATCC 24927, 531 nucleotides long. RefSeq lists its product as uncharacterized. The transcript has 2 exons. NCBI's taxonomy places the organism in Eukaryota, Fungi, Ascomycota, Orbiliomycetes, Orbiliales, Orbiliaceae. The coding region runs from base 1 to 531 and encodes 176 amino acids. The record is from RefSeq and is a predicted model, not a curated record.
AUGAACCUCAAGAGCCUCCUCCUAUUCAGCCUUCUCGGCGUCUCUUCCGCCCAUUUCAUUCUUGAGGUCCCGACCUCUAUCGGAUUCGACGACGAAUUCGCAGACAUUGGUCCAUGUGGUGGCUUCGACCAGACCAAUAGAGCUGGUCUCACGCAAACCAAGUGGCCUAAGAAAGGCGGCCCGAUUGGUGUCGUUAGCACCCACUCUACGGCUGUCUGGGAAUUCCGAGCCUCUGUCGUUCCCUUCAAUAACAGAUGGGUCAACUUGUCGCCAAACAUCACCCAGACUGCUGGUCUUGGAAGCAUCUGCUUUUCCAAUAUCCCAGGGCCCAACAAUCCAUUAUGGUACGGCCGCAAGGGCGUCAUUCAAAUUAUCCAGCACGGACACCACGGUGCCCUCUAUCAGUGUGCCCUUGUUAAGUUCAAGCCAUGGGGUCCCGCAAUUACCGUCAACACAGAGACCUGUUUUAACGACACCGGAAUCGCUCUUCAGUGGGGUAAUCCCGAGCAUGAGCAUGAACAUGAGCAUUAA